Molecule: messenger RNA, 1338 nt
Organism: Anthonomus grandis grandis
Lineage: Eukaryota; Metazoa; Arthropoda; Insecta; Coleoptera; Curculionidae
Gene: Fam92
Product: CBY1-interacting BAR domain-containing protein 1
Exons: 5
Coding region: 38-1057 (339 amino acids)
Biological process (GO): cilium assembly
Cellular component (GO): ciliary basal body; ciliary transition zone
Source: RefSeq, a predicted model, not a curated record
UCAUGUUUAUGUUUGUAUUGUGAACUUUGAAAGGUCAAUGACAACAGAAAGGACAUACUAUUUGUUUAAAAUGUUAAACUCUUUUAGACCAAAAAGCAAUUGUGAAGAAGAAGCAAAAUUCCUGCAUGACCGCAUUCAACUUGUGGAAAAACACUUGGCAGAUAUAUGCGACACUUUUGGCCAAUAUGCUAGAAAAGCAGCUAGAAUCCGCGACAAAGGGGAUGAAGUAGCUAAAAGCGUUCUGGCAUAUUCCAGCAAUGAAAGCAUUAACAAAUCCUUGUCGGUUGGAUUGGAAAAUUUUGCUGAUUGUGUUUCUACUUUAAGUGAUUAUGGUGAUGCUAGAACUCAGGCUUUAGAGAUGAGAGUUGUGGGGGAGCUUUCACGUUAUGAAGAUAUUUGCAAACGUGCAAGGGAAGAAGUCAAAGACAUUUUCGCUGCUAGAGAACGAGAGGUGCAACGAAAACGCCAACUGGAUAGGAUCAGAGACAGAAACCCCAGGAAUAGACAACAGAUUUCACAAGCUGAAACUGAAUUAGUAAAAGCUACUGCAGAACUCUCCAAAACGGUGCACCAUAUUGAGGAAAAAGCUUCUACUUUUGAAAGGCAAAAACUGCAUGAUGUGAAGUCUGUACUUUUGGAUUUUAUUAGUAUUGAAAUGGGGUAUCAUGCCAGAGCCUUGGAGGUACUUACCAAAGCUUAUGCAUCUGUGGAUGGAAUUGACGAAAGCGCUGAUUUGGAAGAAUUCAAAAAAUCUUUGCGCCUCCCGGGCACUAUUCACCGUCAUUCCCCGGGACCCCGAAGCUCCCUAUUCCGAUCAACUCAAUCCCUGGGCUCUCUAGGAGCGAUUUUCUCUUCGUCCCAUAACAAAAAGAUACCGGGGAUCACCCAUUCCAAAGAGAGGCUAAACAAAAGUGAAGAAACAUUGGAUUCUAUGAAGCACGAAAUGCCGGAUAGUAUGGACGAAUUGUCCGAUAGCGUAGAGGAAAGUAGUAGCGAGGACAAGUCUGAGGACAGUCAGCCUGUUAGGAGAAAACCCCACAAAAAAGGGACGAAAUAGGGGGGAUCAGCACUCAAGAAUCUUAUAGGUUUAAAUUAUUAUUAUAUGUUCCAAGAAAUCUUGGGUAAUUAAUACAGUGUUUUAAACCAAUACCUAGAAUUGCUUGUAUGUAGAUUAAAUUGAUCGGUUUUACUCAUACCUUUGGAAAUAUGAAUAUUAAAAAUAGAUAAAAUAGAAGCUCACCAAACAGGAAUGCAAAUAGUGGAAAAUAGGGUGAAUUUGAAUUUAAUAAAGAACUUGGAAAUGAAUUGAAACUAGAAAUAUAGUUUCAAUAGAAUUAA